UCUCCCUUCUUAUGUUUACCUCGCCCAACAGCGUCUGAUUUUGAUUAUGGCAACAGAGCGCUCACUGGGCGCUCUUCUGCGAUCUCUGCAGACUUCUUCGGAUACCCAGGAUGCUUUCGCCCUGCUGCCCACAGCCACCAGCCUCCUGUCUCUGCUAGGAAAUCCGUUGAAUCUCAGUCUCCUAGCAUCGCAAUUACUAUCGGCACCCGCGAUUUGGGAUCAUCCGAUCGAUCUCCACGCCUGUCGCAAGAUACUCAGCGUGUUCAAUACAGCCGCCAUCACCGUCCUACAUAACGAAACAGCGGAGGAUACAAGGAUCCCCUACGCGGGACCUCCAAAACUUGGGCGAGAGGAAUGGGUCAAGGCCAUCGUCACCGGGGCGGACGAUAAAUCACCGCGAUGGAGGCAUCUGCUGUUGAUCGGGGGUGUGCUUCUCGGGUUCGAGGGACAGAACAGACAAGGUCUGUCGUGGAGCGUGCGCAAGAAGCUCGAGUCAGCUCUGGUGACGGCUGCCCAGCUGGCUCUCGAGGAGCUGGAUCCCAACGGUGGGAUCGACGGUCUUUGCGUGACUAUGGUCUUGAACUAUUCGUUUGAGCUCCUGUCGGACUUUGAGAGGGGACACCUCGAAUACGAUCGAUUGUUGCCCGUCAUGGUUGAUGCGGUCUAUUCUUCGCCGGAAGGACUCGAGCGGGGAUACUUCCUCGGGACGGUUGAUAAGGAUAUUGUGGAAGGCCCUGCGAAGAAAUUCAUGUGGUCGCCGCAGUCUUUUACUUUCAACCGUGUAACUGGGAUCUCGUCGAGCCCGCUGGUGUCAGCUCUGGGCCCGCUCUCGCGGCUCAUCGCUCAUGCGGUCGAGAACGCCCGUGAUCCGAGCUUGGUGGUCAGGACUGUCGACUACAUCGCGGAAUUCGCGCGCACGUUGAUGGUCCAGUGGCGGCAGAACAAGUUGUCGGAAGUGGACAAGACGGAAGAGACCGAUUUCCUGGACCCGGAGUCGCUCCAGAACACGAUCCCAGGCCUGUGGAAGUUGCUCCGCAACAGUCUGUAUUCGACGGUGAUCGUCCUCCGGGCUGUCUUGGGAAGAGUGAUCAAUGAUAAGGUGCUGGCCGCCAACAAGAACGCACCGUUUCUGUCGAUGCAAGCACUGCAUGUUCUUCGAAACAUGUACUUUAUCACUUCCCGCAUCGGGCAGAAUGUGUCUUCGCAGCACAUGUUCGUGACGCUAGCAGCCGUGGAUAUCCUUUCCCAGUAUCCCGACCUGGCCGAGAAUUUCAUGAGAAGCAUCAAGCCAAGCGACGUGGGCCAGAUCCCCGCCCACCCCGUCGAACGGGCCCUCGACCUGUACUUUCUCAACACCGCAGAGCUGUUUACCAUCGUUCUGUCGCCUACAUGCAGUGAGGAGCUCCUCAUCUCAGCCGCCCUCCCAUACCUCCCCGCAGGAGGAAACAACAACCUACUUGACAUAUUCGAAGCCGCCCACAGCACCUGUCUCGCGGUGUUCGCCAUCCCCACCAACGCAUCCAUCGCAGCCAAAUAUCUCCCAUUCUACGUCGACAAUCUCUUCGCGGUCUUCCCGAAAAACCUCUCCAUCCGGCAAUUCCGCCUCGCAUUCAAAACCGUCCUCCAAGUAACAGCCCCACCCUCCCCAAUCGCCAACUCCAACCGCCUCCUCCCCUCCAUCCUCCUCGAAGUCCUCUACGACCGAGCCCACCGCGCCUCAGGAGACGCCCUCCCUCAGUCCGCCCAAGGCUUCACCAACGAAGACAUGGGCAAAUCCAUCCCGCUAUCCGAACAAGCAGCGCUCACGCUCUCCCUAAUCGACGGCCUCUGCUUCCUGCGCGUCGACGACCUCGAAGAAUGGCUCCCUCUGACGGCCACUCUCGUCAACAUGAUCCGCGGCCCUGACAUGCGCGCGCACUGCGUCCAGCGAUUCUGGGAGGCCCUCAGUAAUGGCGAGAUGGAUGUUGAGCGUGCUAAUUACUGUGUUACGUGGUGGAGUACCAAGGGAGGUCGUGAGUUGGUGCUGUUUGGGCCGGAGAUGGAGCAUGCGAAUACGGGGUCUGACCAGGGGGCGUAUAUGAGUGGUGCGAUUGGUGGCGUUGCGCCGGAGAGUAAACUUUGAGUUGGGUUGUUUUUGCUGGCGUGGCGUUGUGCGCGUGUUUAGUUCGAUAUAUUAUACCAUGGAGCGAUGUAUACAUAGCAUGAAUAUGAAC
Molecule: messenger RNA, 2213 nt
Organism: Aspergillus campestris IBT 28561
Lineage: Eukaryota; Fungi; Ascomycota; Eurotiomycetes; Eurotiales; Aspergillaceae
Gene: pex8
Product: putative peroxisomal membrane protein Pex17
Exons: 4
Coding region: 47-2122 (691 amino acids)
Source: RefSeq, a predicted model, not a curated record